AUGUCAGAUUCAAACGAACCAAACGAUGUAGACGGAACCAGCUCAUUUGAAGCUGGAACCGAACCUUCCAUAGAAUGGUGCCUUGAAAAUGGAUAUAAAAUACCAAAAUGGCUCCUAAAAUGUAAUAUAAAAUGCCCAUAUGUAAAAGGUAGAAUAUUUAAUGGUAAAUAUGGACCAAUCAACUACUCAGUAGUAGGAGAUCCAUCAGCAAGUUUGGUUUUAACAUUCCAUGGAUAUAACGCUACACAUACGACAUUCUCAAUAUAUCAAAGCGUUCUGUCGAAAAAUGGAUUCAGAGUAAUAUCGUUUGAUCUCUACGGUCAUGGAUUAAGCGGUUAUCCUAAAUAUAAAGUGUUUGGGAACACCUUUUCCUCGAAAUAUUAUGUAGACCAAGCCGACGAAGUUAUCGAUCAUUUGGGAUAUACUGGUAGAAAAUUAUCAGUUAUCGGAAUGUCUAUGGGAGCAUGCAUAGCAGCCUCGUACUGUGAAACCCACCCCGAUCUAGUAGAGAAGAUUAUUUUAAUUUCUCCAGCUGGGUUAAUACCCAAAAAACCAAUGAGAGUCGUUUUUCUAAAAUAUAUUCAAUGCUGCAUACCCUGUACGCCUCUUUGUGUUUCAAAGUGUUGCUUUUCGGGACGAGUUACAACUCCAAAGUCUAAAUCGAAUAGAGAGUCCCCAGAAAGUUCACAGGAAUCCUUAGAAACAGGUGAGUGUGUUUCAGUCGACGAAGUUUCUGGAGAAAGUACAGAAUUAAACCCUAUGUUAAACCGAAUGCUCUGGACACUUUUCGUCACCAGAAGGGCAAUUUCAAAUCUGCUGGGAAUAGUCAAUAGAAUGCCCCUGUGGAGUAGCCGCGAACUCUACAGAAGAGUGGGAGGAAUGGGAAAGUUAACUCUGAUUUUGUUUGGAGAUUCUGAUACUUUAACACCACCAGAAUGUGCAGACGAACUUUCCAGAUUAUUUACCAACUCUCAUACCAUAAUCUUUUCAAAUUCAGACCAUCUUCUAUCCUUCAAGAAGCCUCUCCAAGUAGUAAGCACAUGCCUAUCAUUUUUGGGGAUUCCAAACCAAGAAAAUGCACAAAAUUAUACAAGAUGGCUGCCAUUUGAUUGUAAUGGUGUUUAUAUCCCAAAAUCUAGACGAGAACUGGGUCAUUCCGACGAAACGGAGCUUACACAUAACGUUUCUGCUCCCUCAUUAGGAUCUUUAACCAACCAUGCCCUCCCAGAUGAGCCUCCUAAAUCUUCUACCACAAGCCCUUUUAAGAUCUUUAGAGAUUAUUUGCCCCCUGAUCGCACCAUCAAACAGCUAUCACUCACGGAAGAGUACCCUAGAAAGAAAGUUCCACUUGUAGUGGUCAAACAAUUUGAAAAUUCAUAA
Theileria annulata is the source of this 1380-nucleotide messenger RNA. RefSeq names its product hydrolase, putative. The record is from RefSeq and is a predicted model, not a curated record. NCBI's taxonomy places the organism in Eukaryota, Apicomplexa, Aconoidasida, Piroplasmida, Theileriidae. The transcript is spliced from 3 exons. The coding region runs from base 1 to 1380 and encodes 459 amino acids.